Molecule: messenger RNA, 825 nt
Organism: Marchantia polymorpha subsp. ruderalis
Lineage: Eukaryota; Viridiplantae; Streptophyta; Marchantiopsida; Marchantiales; Marchantiaceae
Source: the annotation of a GenBank genome assembly
CAUAUCCAGACCGUUCACGCCAAAACUGCGAGGGCGAUGGCCGACGCUGGGGAUCCGAGUGACGAAGAGGACGUCGGUCCAGACACCGGACCCGUCAUUUUGGAGCUGAAUCAAGCCGACAGGAGGCAACUGUGGUUCAUCGAACCUUCCACGGAGUUCCGCGAUGGAUGCUUCCGCUUCAGGAACGCCUACGCCUCUGGCUACCUCUACGAGGAUGAGAUGUACGGGGUGCAGAUGAAGUACGUGGAGCAGGAGGAGCGCAGCCAGAACUGGGUUCUGCAAUUCGACCCAUCCGGACGUCCAAAUGUUCCGCUGAUUCACACUCAGUUCAGGAUCAGCAACUUGGCGUACAAGAAGGUCAUUCACGCCAAGUUGAAGGACCAGAAGGGCAUCAUCGGCCUGCAGAACAAGGUGACUCAACAAAAGGAGCAGGUGUUCAUGCUCGUACCGUCGACACGGAAACCGGGAGUUUACCUCAUGCGCAGUUUGUACACGGACCUCUGCGUCUCUCAGGGUGCGACGUCCUCUCAAUCUGACAACGGCAAACUCAGCCUGAUGCCACUCAGUCACGGUGAUAUGAAACAGGCCUGGAGCCUCGUCCCAUCCACCAUUCAGCCGGGAUUCUACCGAUUGCAGAACGUCGCAAGCGCUGAGUUCGUCAUGGUUAUCAUGAAAAAGUCAAGCUAAGUCCUUCGAACGGACGCAAAUCCGGAACUCAAUGUACAGUGUUGGGAUUUCUUUGGCGCAUGAGCCGGUCCCUUUGGUCGCUGCUGCUGGCGACCGCGGCCGGGGAUACGAUCCUUCGAAGAAACACUGGGCUGGGAC